Poecilia latipinna (sailfin molly) is the source of this 738-nucleotide messenger RNA. Its product is annotated as collagen alpha-1(X) chain-like. The transcript is spliced from 2 exons. The annotation marks the transcript as partial. Gene Ontology annotation, molecular function: protein binding. The record is from RefSeq and is a predicted model, not a curated record. Lineage: Eukaryota; Metazoa; Chordata; Actinopteri; Cyprinodontiformes; Poeciliidae.
CUCAAAAUCCAGAUAGUCAACAACGGGCUCAAGGUCCACCAGGUCCCCCAGGACCGGCAGGGCCACCUGGUCCGCCAGGACCCCCAGGACCCCCUGGACCUCCCGGACCUUCUGGUGCAGCAGAGCAUGUCGCCUUCUCUGUGCGCCUUGGUAACAACUUCCCCAAAGCUGGUACCCCCAUCACCUUCCAUGAUGUCAUCUACAACGGACAGAACAGCUAUGACCCCAAGACCGGCUUUUUCACCUGUGAGCACCCAGGUGUCUAUGAGUUUGAGUUCCACUGCACCAUCUAUGACAGUGCAGGCAGCUUGGAUCUGCUCCGCAAUGGAACCCUGGUUCUGCACUCAUUCACCACCCGCCAGAACGGCUACAUCACAGCCAGUGGCAGCACCUUCAUCAAGCUUGCAAAGGGAGACAGGGUGUGGCUGAUUGCUAACAAUGGCGGCAACGGACUGACCAGUGACAGCUUCUUCUCUGGCCAUCUGCUGUUCACUGAGUAGUAGAUACUCGUCCAGUUUGCACUUUUUAUUUAAAGCACUCAAAAUUAAGAAGUAAAAAACUGAGUGAACCUGAAGUCAUGAAUGAGUCUAUUUCCCCCCCUCACUAUUCUUUAUUAUACCUUGAACCUAUGUGAUCACGAUUAAGAAAGGAUUGAUUAUGAACUGCUGUACUUUUCUGCUGUGAAUAAAGAAUGCACUAAAUUGUAACAGAAACACGUGAAUAAAAUGUGUAUCUGCA